CCGGCGGCCCCUGCGCUCCCGGGCGGCAAGAUGGUGGCGCGCCGUAGGAAGCGCGCGGCGCGGGACUCUGAGGACCGAAUCCCGAGCCCUCCCGGCUAUGCAGCUAUUCCAAUCAAGUUUUCCGAAAAGCAGCAGGCUUCUCACUACCUGUAUGUGAGAGCACACAGCGUUCGAGAAGGCACCAGGUCCACCUGGCCUCAGAAGAGGACUCUUUUUGUCCUCAAUGUGCCCCCAUACUGUACAGAGGAGUGCCUGUCCCGCCUCCUGUCCUCCUGUGGCCCUGUCCAGUCUGUGCAGUUGCAGGAGAAUCCGGACCCCGCCGAGAGCCCGAAGGAGCCAGGGUCGAAGUUUUUUCAUCCCCAGCCAGUUCCGGGGUUCCAGGUAGCCUACGUGGUGUUCCAGAAGCCACAUGGGGUGUCAGCUGCCUUGGCCCUGAAGGGCCCCCUGCUGGUGUCCACAGAGAGCCACCCUGUGAAGAGUGGCAUUCACAAGUGGAUCCGUGACUACGCAGACUCACUGCCCGACCCUGAGGCCCUGAGGGUGGAGGUGGACACCUUCAUGGAGGCAUAUGACCAGAAGAUCACUGAGGAAGAAGCUAAGGCCAAGGAGGAAGAGGGGGUCCCUGACGAGGAAGGCUGGGUGAAGGUGACCCGCCGCGGCCGGAGACCUGUGCUACCCCGGACGGAAGCAGCCAGCCUUCGGGUGCUGGAGAGAGAGAGACAAAAGCGCGCCCGGAAGGAGCUGCUCAACUUCUACGCCUGGCAGCACCGCGAGAGCAAGAUGGAACAUCUAGCACAGCUGCGCAAGAAGUUCGAGGAGGACAAGCAGAGGAUCGAGCUGCUUCGGGCCCAGCGCAAAUUCCGACCUUACUGAGCUGGGAGAGCCACACCAAAAAGGAACUUGAGGCAAGGUGGGCCCCAGGUUGAGGGCCACAGUGUCCAACAGCCCCAGUCACAGGCCACACGGCUGGGAGUGAAGGACCGUGCCACCCCUCAGGUCUUGUGCUUCAGCAGUCCUGGGGCGUGCCCAGAGGAGGAUUUGCCCCUUCUGCCUCCAUACCCUCCUCUCAAGGACCCUUCUCCCCUUAACCUCAAUGGAAAUGCCCCUGCUGGCAGCGAAACAGCCUCAAAAGCAGUGAGAA
Messenger RNA from Saimiri boliviensis boliviensis (Bolivian squirrel monkey), 1141 nucleotides. RefSeq names its product ribosomal RNA processing 7 homolog A (gene RRP7A). Gene Ontology annotation, cellular component: UTP-C complex; CURI complex. NCBI's taxonomy places the organism in Eukaryota, Metazoa, Chordata, Mammalia, Primates, Cebidae. The record is from RefSeq and is a predicted model, not a curated record. Gene Ontology annotation, molecular function: nucleic acid binding. Gene Ontology annotation, biological process: rRNA processing; ribosomal small subunit assembly.